UGGGGUGUGGUGUAGUAGUAGGCGAUAUUUCUAAAGCAGUCCAGAUAGGCUAGAUUCUGUUGCAGUUUUCACAGUUUGUGUUUCAGUAGCCUAUAGAGAUCAGAUCCUUUAAAAAUGACUUUGGAAAUUUACUUGGAUCUUUUUUCGCAGCCUUGUCGUUCUGUUUACAUCUUUGCCAAGAAAAACAACAUCCAGUUCGACUACAAGAAGAUUGCGUUGUUUGACGGUGAGCAAUAUACUGAAGAGUUUGGGAAAGUCAGCAUGAUAAGAAAGUUACCAGCAAUCAGAGAUGGAGACUUUUGCUUGGCUGAGAGUAUUGCAAUUCUGGUGUACCUGGCCGAGAAGUUCCACACUCCGGACCACUGGUACCCAGCCGACUUGCAGAAGCGUGCCAAAGUAAAUGAAUAUCUGUCAUGGCAACACUCUGCCAUACGUAUACAUGGAUCCAAGAUGCUCUGGUUCAGGGUGCUGAUUCCAGCUAUGGGAGUAGAGAUUCCUAAAGAAAAGAUGGACACUGCAAUAGAGGAUCUUAAUGCAUCACUGAAUCUUGUUGAGCAGAACUUUCUUCAAGACAAACCAUUCAUUGGUGGUGAUCAGAUCUCACUGGCCGAUCUUGUUGCUAUUGUGGAAAUCAUGCAGCCUGUAGGUGCUGGUCUGGAUGUGUUUGAGGACAGACCCAAGCUCAGGGCAUGGAAAGACAGAGUCAGAGAAGCAAUUGGGGCUGAGCUGUUUGAUGAGGCCCACCAGGACAUCCUCUCUGCACAGGAGGUGGUAAAAACCAUGGAACCCGGCAAGAUGGAGCCAUUUAAACCCAAAAUUUUAAAAUAUUUCCUCUCAUAAACAAACUGGAAAUACACAUUGUUGUUUAAAAUAGCCAGUUAUUCAAAGUGUUCCCUAUAAUUGUAAUACAUCUAAUAAUGUUCUCAUUUAUUCCAUUCCAUGUAAGCAUUUUGUGUAACCACUAAGAAUAAAAUUAAUUCAAAAUUGAA
Molecule: messenger RNA, 989 nt
Organism: Myxocyprinus asiaticus (Chinese sucker)
Lineage: Eukaryota; Metazoa; Chordata; Actinopteri; Cypriniformes; Catostomidae
Product: glutathione S-transferase theta-1-like
Exons: 5
Coding region: 115-840 (241 amino acids)
Biological process (GO): glutathione metabolic process
Cellular component (GO): cytoplasm
Molecular function (GO): glutathione transferase activity
Source: RefSeq, a predicted model, not a curated record